CGCAGUCGCGUCGCAAUCGACAUCAUCAUCAUCCAUCGUCUCUCAACAUUCGAUUUCUUGUUCAACCAUUUACACCCUCUACGGGAUUUCGCCCUCUGAUUUUCGCCAUAUCCGACAUUGAUAUCAAUAGUAAUCGUUCACGGAACCACCGAAUCUCGCUCAACAACUUCCACAAUCACCAUGGGCUCCAUCGUCCUUCCCCAUCUCGAGACCGGCUGGCACGUCGACCAAGCCAUUCUAAGCGAAGACGAGCGUGUGGUGGUUAUCCGUUUCGGCCGCGAUCACAGCCCCGACUGCAUGCGCCAAGAUGAAGUACUCUAUCGCAUCGCCGACAAGGUCAAGAACUUUGCAGUCAUUUACCUCUGCGAUAUUGACAAGGUUCCUGAUUUCAACCAGAUGUACGAGUUAUACGACGAAUGCACCCUCAUGUUCUUCUUCCGAAAUAAACACAUGAUGAUUGAUCUCGGCACCGGUGACAACAACAAGAUCAAAUGGGUACUGGAAGACAAACAAGAACUGAUCGAUAUCAUCGAGACGGUCUACCGCGGCGCGAAGAAGGGACGCGGUUUGGUGGUUAGUCCCAAGGAUUACUCGACCAGACAUCGCUACUAGAAGGGCGAAUAACGACAGGAGCAACAACAACAACAACAACAACAACGAGAACGACUCCCCAAGAUCUGGCAGACGCAAAAUUCCGCGGUACGGGGUUUACUCGACGAAGUAACAACAAGUUCAAGGCGAAGCGACAGAGGAGGGUUUCUGGAGGCUGCUGGGGAGCCUGGAGUUGGUUCCCGUGACUCAGCCCUGCUCUGGAAUUCAUUUACCACGGGCAUCUUGCGGCGUAAUCAAAUGGAUAAACGGCUGUUAACUCGGCGACGAAUAAGUGAUGGUUGGCUUGGGCCCACGCCGAGCCGCGAGCUGCCUUUGAGGAAUUAGCACGCGAGCGUGGAAAAAAAACAAAGAACCGGCCAGAGAAAUUGAUUCCAUCGUACCUACCGACGGAAUCCUUGCGAUACCGUCCAAGUGAUUCAUCACUGUUCACUGGGCUGCACGUGAAUGUUCACGGAAUGCCAUAGGCUGUUUUACAGGCUUGUCCUUUACAGGCCUCGUUGGUGAUAUCUUGAGGAUCCGAAACCGAGACUGGCGCUGCUCGGUAUCUCUGUAUCGUACCACCCCGUUACUCGGGGAUGGCGAGAUCGACAAUUGCCGUCCCGUUUCAGCGGAAUCGCGAUAUUCGCAGAUCUGCAGUUCAGUCCAGGGUGUACGGCUGGCAGAACCUUCAUGCUAUUCUAGUUCUUGGAUAGCAAGAGAUGGACUCGUCCAACCCCCUGGACAGCAUCAUUGUCUGUCACUGACCGUUCCCUUGGUACAGUAGGAUCUGAAACAUAAACAUUGUUCGCACGUAUCACAUGUCACCUAAUACCCAAAACGAGUGGCACCUUUGUCACACAGACGGCAUCGGGAAUGACAAACAAUGAAAGUACCUCAACCAUUCGGAAGCCACUCUGUUCUCGGUGUCAGCCUCUUUCGCGAUGGCGCUCUUCGUUUUUCAAUGCCAUGCAUAGGCGCAAAGACGUUUUCCGGGCGGGCGGUCUAAACCCAAUCCUGAAAGGGGCGUUAUGGGUGCGUGUGAAGCGACCGGGCAGCCGUUGGUUUGGCGGGUUUCAGGGGUAAGGGUUGGGGGGGGGGGGGGGGGGGGGCUCAACUUUAUUUUCGCUUCACCGGUUCCCUCUUUCUCCCCGUCACAGUGAAGAAGGCGAUGGGCUUUUUGGACGCUUUGACAAAAUGACGAGAAUUUCAAGCUCUGGAAACGAUCCGUCCACAACGUCAUCGGGAGUCCUGGCUUUGGAAUGAUAUGUCGAAGUGUAGUUUGGUUUCUUCUCUUUUUUUUUGAACUGGUCCACUAUGGGGUAUCAGGUCUCGUCUUUCUCUUCCUUUCAAGCCUGAUGACAACCGAACGUUUCCCGUUAGCAUUGUACAACUGCGGUGAGGGUGGCUUUGUGUUCCAACCAUAUGUUUCUUUGCCAUCUGGCCAUGGACAGGAAAAGGAGACAAACAACUACCAAGGCGCAAUACUACCGCCCCUUUCCCAUUUCAUACACGUCAUUUCUUCAAUCGCAUCUUAAACAGUAUACUCC
Molecule: messenger RNA, 2138 nt
Organism: Neurospora crassa OR74A
Lineage: Eukaryota; Fungi; Ascomycota; Sordariomycetes; Sordariales; Sordariaceae
Product: pre-mRNA splicing factor Dim1
Exons: 4
Coding region: 181-612 (143 amino acids)
Biological process (GO): mRNA splicing, via spliceosome
Cellular component (GO): U5 snRNP; spliceosomal complex; U4/U6 x U5 tri-snRNP complex
Source: RefSeq, a predicted model, not a curated record